AUGUCACUUACUGCAGACCCACCAUCAGGAGCCGUACCAGCGACCGGUGGUACAUUGACGCACAAUCUCGUCAAUAGUGGAGCUGAGAAGGUUGUUUUCAAAGUACGAAGUUCGAACAAUAACGAAUAUCGCGUGAAACCAGUGUUUGGAUUUGUGGAACCUAGUGGAACAACGUCGCUGGAGAUCACACGUCUGGCUGGACCAGCCAAAGAGGACAAGAUAGUGGUUCAGUUCGCUCCGUCUCCAGCUGAUGCCCCAAGUGCUUCGAGCGCUUUCAACGCAGUGCAACCGACAGGAAAUGUGACAAUCCCAAUCAGUGCUACAUAA
Messenger RNA from Angiostrongylus costaricensis, 327 nucleotides. NCBI's taxonomy places the organism in Eukaryota, Metazoa, Nematoda, Chromadorea, Rhabditida, Metastrongylidae. The record is from the annotation of a GenBank genome assembly.